AUGGCGGCGAUGGCGCCUGGAGGUGGCGGCGGCGGCGUGAACCCUUUCCUCAGCGAUUCGGACGAGGACGAGGACGAGGUCUCGGCGACCGACGAGAGGCGGGCAGGACUUCGGCUGAGUGCCGGGGGCGGCCUAGAUCCGGGCUCUGCGGACUCGCUGUCGCCUCAGGACCCCGUGGCCUUGGGGGGCAGUGCCCGAGCUGGGCUCCCCGGGGAGGCGGCGGCGGCGACCCUAGGGGGCCCUGGGGAGACCCCGGCCCGCCUGUCAAUUGAUGCGAUCGCGGCCCAGCUGCUGCGCGAUCAGUACCUGCUGACCGCCUUGGAGCUGCACACCGAGCUGUUAGAGAGCGGGCGCGAGCUCCCUCGGCUGCGCGACUACUUCUCCAACCCUGGCAACUUCGAGAGGCAGAGCGGGACCCCGCCGGGGACGGGGGCGCCGGGGGUCCCCGGGGCGACCGGCCUUGGAGGCGCAGGAGGUCGGGAGCCGAGUACGACGUCGGGUGGGGGACAGCUCAAUCGAGCUGGGAGCAUCAGUACCCUUGAUUCUUUAGACUUUGCAAGAUAUUCAGAUGAUGGUAACAGGGAAACAGAUGAGAGAGUGGCAGUCCUGGAGUUUGAACUACGGAAAGCCAAGGAGACCAUUCAGGCCCUCCGAGCCAACCUGACAAAGGCUGCAGAACAUGAAGUUCCUUUACAGGAACGAAAAAAUUACAAAUCAAGUCCUGAAAUUCAGGAGCCAAUCAAACCUCUUGAAAAGAGAGCUCUAAACUUCUUAGUCAAUGAAUUUUUAUUGAAGAAUAACUACAAGCUGACAUCAAUAACGUUUUCAGAUGAAAAUGAUGAUCAGGAUUUUGAACUAUGGGAUGAUGUAGGAUUAAACAUUCCAAAACCUCCAGAUUUACUGCAGCUCUACCGAGAUUUUGGAAAUCAUCAAGUAACUGGGAAAGACCUUGUGGACGUGGCCAGCGGUGUAGAAGAAGAUGAAUUAGAGGCUCUGACACCAGUUUUAGGCAACCUUCCUUCAACCCUUCAAACUCCUCAGACUGUAGAGAACUCCUUGCUAGUACAGAAAUUAGAAGAUAAAAUUAGUUUAUUAAAUAGUGAGAAAUGGUCUUUGAUGGAACAAAUCAGAAGACUUGAAAGUGAAAUGGACUUCCUCAAAAAUGAACACUUUGCCAGCCCUGUAGUUUGUGACUCUGUUCAGCCUUCUUUGGAUCAAUCUCCCCACAAAGACUCUGAAGACAGUGGAAAGAAUUCAGUUAUAAAUAGUUUGGACAAGGGAGAAAACAAGGAUGUCCAUCUUUCAAAAUCAGAUGAAGUUGAUUCCACUGUUCCUAAAGAGAAUUUCCCACAUUCUUUCCCCAGGAGAGAAAGAGAAGGAAUACCAUCUUCUUCUCCAUCAAGUAAAAACACAGUUCAUUUUGAUAAACCCAAUAGGAAGUUGUCUCCUGCUUUCCAUCAAGCACUACUCUCUUUCUGUCGAAUGUCAGCAGAUAGUCGUUUAGGAUCAGAGGUGUCUCGGAUUGCAGACAGUGAGACGAGCGUCAUGCUGAUGCUGGGGCGCUGCCUGCCGCACAUCGUCCCUAACGUGCUGUUGGCCAAGAGAGAGGAGUUGAUCCCCCUCAUAUUGUGUACAGCCUGCCUGCAUCCUGAGCCUAAGGAGAGAGACCAGCUUCUCCACAUACUUUUCAAUUUGAUCAAGAGGCCAGAUGAUGAGCAGAGGCAAAUGAUACUGACAGGCUGUGUGGCGUUUGCACGUCACGUUGGACCCACACGUGUUGAAGCUGAACUUUUACCACAGUGUUGGGAACAGAUUAAUCACAAAUACCCAGAAAGAAGAUUGCUUGUGGCAGAAUCUUGUGGAGCGCUGGCACCUUACCUUCCUAAAGAGAUCCGUAGCUCCUUGGUUCUUUCAAUGUUGCAACAAAUGUUAAUGGAAGAUAAGGCAGAUUUGGUAAGAGAAGCUGUGAUCAAAAGCCUUGGUAUCAUUAUGGGAUACAUUGAUGACCCAGACAAAUAUCAGCAGGGUUUUGAACUGUUGCUGUCAGCCUUGGGUGAUCCCUCAGAAAGAGUCGUUAGUGCUACACAUCAAGUAUUUUUACCAGCCUAUGCUGCCUGGACUACAGAACUUGGAAAUUUACAGUCUCACCUUCUACCCACAUUGCUGAACAAGAUUGAAAAACUUCUCAGGGAAGGCGAGCACGGGCUGGAUGAACAUAAGCUCCACAUGUAUCUGUCUGCCUUGCAGUCCUUGAUCCCAUCUCUCUUUGCAUUAGUGCUACAGAACGCACCCUUCUCCAGCAAAACCAAGCUUCAUGGUGACGUGCCACAGAUAGAAGUGACUAGGUUCCCUCGGCCCGCGUCGCCUCUUCAGGAUGUAUCCACGGUCGUUGGGAGUCGGGAGCAGCUGGCACUGCUGCUGCAGCUUUACGACCACCAGCUGGAGCACGAGGGCACAGCCGGCUGGGAGACCUUACUGUGGGUGGUCAACCAGCUGUUGCCACAGCUUAUAGAAAUAGUUGGCAAGAUUAAUGUUACUUCAACUGCCUGUGUCCAUGAAUUCUCCAGAUUUUUCUGGCGCCUUUGCCGGACAUUUGGCAAAAUUUUUACAAACACUAAGGUAAAACCUCAGUUCCAGGAGAUUUUAAGGCUAUCUGAAGAAAAUAUUGAUUCCUCAGCAGGAAAUGGGGUCCUCACUAAAGCUACUGUCCCCAUUUACGCAACAGGAGUCCUUACGUGUUAUAUUCAGGAAGAAGACCGAAAGCUGUUGAUUGGAUUCUUAGAAGAUGUAAUGACCUUGCUUUCAUUAUCUCAUGCUCCUCUUGAUAGCCUGAAAGCUUCUUUUGUGGAACUGGGUGCAAAUCCAGCUUACCAUGAGUUACUGUUAACUGUUUUAUGGUAUGGUGUUGUCCACACGUCAGCACUCGUGAGGUGUACUGCUGCUAGAAUGUUUGAGCUGUUGGUGAAGGGGGUGAAUGAAAGUCUGGUAGCUCAGAGGGUUGUUCCUGCUCUCAUAACUCUCUCCAGUGACCCUGAAAUCUCUGUCAGGAUUGCUACAAUUCCAGCCUUUGGCACGAUUAUGGAAACAGUUAUUCAAAGAGAGUUGCUGGAAAGAGUGAAAAUGCAGUUGGCUUCUUUCCUGGAAGACCCUCAAUAUCAAGAUCAAUAUUCUCUGCAUACAGAGAUCAUAAAAACAUUUGGUAGAGUUGGGCCUAAUGCAGAACCACGGUUCCGAGAUGAGUUUGUUAUACCGCAUCUGCAUAAGUUAGCCUUGGUGAACAACUUACAAAUUGUGGAUUCUAAAAGACUGGAUAUUGCCACCCAUCUCUUUGAAGCCUACAGUGCGCUUUCCUGUUGCUUCAUUUCAGAGGAUUUAAUGGUUAAUCACUUUUUACCUGGUCUCAGAUGUUUACGAAUCGACAUGGAACAUCUUUCUCCAGAGCACGAAGUUAUUUUAACUUCCAUGAUAAAAGAAUGUGAACAAAAAGUAGAGAACAAGACCGUCCAAGAGCCUCAAGGCUCAAUGUCAAUUGCUGCAAGCUUAGUGAGUGAAGAUACGAAGACCAAAUUCUUGAACAAAAUGGGUCAGUUGACAACAUCAGGUGCCAUGCUGGCCAACGUGUUUCAGAGAAAGAAGUAA
Messenger RNA from Rangifer tarandus platyrhynchus (Svalbard reindeer), 3639 nucleotides. The record is from the annotation of a GenBank genome assembly. Lineage: Eukaryota; Metazoa; Chordata; Mammalia; Artiodactyla; Cervidae.